This is a messenger RNA of Monoraphidium neglectum, 618 nucleotides long. RefSeq lists its product as hypothetical. Gene Ontology annotation, biological process: CAAX-box protein processing. The record is from RefSeq and is a predicted model, not a curated record. Gene Ontology annotation, molecular function: metalloendopeptidase activity. The transcript is spliced from 3 exons. Gene Ontology annotation, cellular component: membrane. Bases 1 to 618 code for a protein of 205 amino acids. NCBI's taxonomy places the organism in Eukaryota, Viridiplantae, Chlorophyta, Chlorophyceae, Sphaeropleales, Selenastraceae.
AUGGAGCUGGGGGCGACGGCGCUGCUGCUGCUGUUUGUCACUUCUAGGCACCCCAAGUCUGAGCUGGAGGAGCAGCGCCUGUUCAACUUCUCCCCGGCCGCCCCCUUCGCCCGCGGCCGCGGCUGGCUCGCCUGGGCGCUGUUCGGCGUCGGCAUGGCGCCGCUCGUGGUCGGCGCCACCGCCUUCCUGCUGACCGCGGUCGGUUACGAGUCCGCGGUGUCCGGCGGCCGCGGCACCGUGGACGGCGUGGCUGGCAUGCUGACCGUUGACCUCCCCACUUACGCGCGGCUCGUCGCAGUGACAGGCGUCCUCGCCCCCCUCCUCGAGGAGACCCUUUUCCGCGGCUUCCUCCUGACCUCCCUCUCAUCAUUCAUGUCCACCCCCGCCGCGAUCUUCGCCAGCAGCGUCGCCUUCGGCGUGGCCCACCUCAGCCUGAAGGACCUGCCCGUGCUAAUCGCCCUCGGCUGCCUGCUGGGCGCGCUGUACGUGCGCAGCCGCAAUUUGCUGACGCCCAUGAUCGUGCACGGCGUCUGGAACAGCACGGUGCUGACCAUUCUGUUUGCGCUCACGGCGUCGGGCGUGGACGUGCAGCAGCUGCUCAAAGAGGGAUCCCUCUGA